AUGGUGUCUCAACAAACUAUCAACAAGGUCAAAGAAAUGAUCAACGAAAAGGAAGUCUUUAUCGCUUCAAAAUCUUACUGUCCAUAUUGCAAGAAAGCUAAGAGUACUCUUUUCAAAGAUUACAAAGUCCCUGAAAGUAAAGCGUUGGUCCUAGAAUUAGAUGAAAUGACCGACGGUAGAGACAUUCAAGAUGCUUUGUAUGAAAUCACUGGUCAAACUUCUGUGCCAAACAUCUUCAUUGAUGGUGCUCAAGUUGGUGGUAAUGACGACUUACAAGUAUUGAAUAAAAGCGGUAAACUAGAUCAAAUGCUACAGAAGGUUGUUAACUGA
This is a messenger RNA of Maudiozyma barnettii, 330 nucleotides long. It is a transcript of the gene GRX1, whose product is annotated as dithiol glutaredoxin GRX1. The transcript has a single exon. Gene Ontology annotation, biological process: cellular response to oxidative stress. Gene Ontology annotation, cellular component: nucleus; cytoplasm. The record is from RefSeq and is a predicted model, not a curated record. Gene Ontology annotation, molecular function: glutathione disulfide oxidoreductase activity. The coding region runs from base 1 to 330 and encodes 109 amino acids. Lineage: Eukaryota; Fungi; Ascomycota; Saccharomycetes; Saccharomycetales; Saccharomycetaceae.